This is a messenger RNA of Lates calcarifer (barramundi perch), 3753 nucleotides long. It is a transcript of the gene necab1, whose product is annotated as N-terminal EF-hand calcium binding protein 1. NCBI's taxonomy places the organism in Eukaryota, Metazoa, Chordata, Actinopteri, Centropomidae. The transcript has 13 exons. Bases 100 to 1140 code for a protein of 346 amino acids. Gene Ontology annotation, molecular function: calcium ion binding. The record is from RefSeq and is a predicted model, not a curated record. Gene Ontology annotation, biological process: regulation of amyloid precursor protein biosynthetic process. Gene Ontology annotation, cellular component: cytoplasm.
AGUACGGAGUCGCUGUUUCUGACCAGUGGCAGCGAUCAGAUAAGAGGUUCAGGCGGACACAUUCCUCUGCAGUUUGCUACUGAAGCCACAUUUUGGAAGAUGGAUUGUUCAGAGGAGGUUCAGACUGUACCUGAAGAGCCCAGCGCUCAAAUGGAGCUUAAAAAGGGAAUGUCGAUUUUCAUUGAUAUUUUACGGAGAGCUGAUAAAAACGACGACGGGAAGCUUUCCUUUGACGAAUUCAAAGCCUACUUCUCCGAUGGAGUCUUGACAGCUGAGGAGCUGAAGGAGCUCUUCCAUACAAUCGAUACCCAUAAUACAGAUAACGUGGACACCGAUGAACUCUGUGAGUAUUUCUCCCAGCACCUCGGUGAAUAUGAGAAUGUUCUCGCUGCCUUAGAAGACCUGAAUAUGUCCAUACUGAAGGCGAUGGACAAAACAAAGAAGGAUUAUCAGGAAUCCACCCACCUGGAGCAGUUUGUGACCCGCUUCCUGCUGAAGGAGACAACCAAUCAGCUUCAUUCGCUUCAAAGCUCGCUCGAAUGCGCCAUGGAAACCACAGCCGAGCAGACUCGCCAGGAGAAACAGGGCCCGCUGAAGCCCGAGGUGCUGUCCAUCCAGUGGUCAGGUCGUCGGUCCAAUCGGAGGCUUCAGAGGAACAGCAGCCUAUCUCCCAACAACCCGCUCCUCAGUCUCGUCAAUUCAGGUGUUUAUGAUGAAGACAGUCAGUGGAUGAUCCAGGUCAACAGACUGCAGAAACUCAUCGACCGCCUAGAACAAAAGGAGAUUCGCCUGGAGCCUGUUGAGGAGGAGGUGUUGGAGAGCAAAUCGCACAUCCUGAUAGUCCAGAGGCAGCUCUCGGUGCUGGAGGAGGAGCUGGAGGAGUUUCGUUUGGCUCUCAGACAGUACAUGGAGUGUGCCUGCGCCCAGACUGGAUGUCUACACAUCGCAGUUCAGCGGCUGGCAAAUGAAUCACGCUUCAUUCUCUAUGAAUUCUGGGAGCACAACAAUGUGUGGAAGAAUCACCUGCAGACCAACUACAGUAAAACCUUUCAGAGGGGGAAUGUGGACUUUCUGGAAACUCCUGAGAUCAUAACCACCAUGCUGGUUCCUGCCUCAUGGUGGGUCCUCAACAACAACUGAAUUUGGACGAGCACCCUUCUCUCAUUGUCACUGAUGCGCGCAGAGGGCAAACAGUCACCUGUCAACACAUCAGGAAGUCCACAGUGUCUCUCACACACACACAAACACACAAACUUACAAACACACACUAACUCAAUACAACUUGUGAAGUCAUGGUGAUUAGUUUAGAUUUUAUGACCUCCAUGUUCAUAGUUAGGUGGUAGCUGAAAUAGCCCUCGCGUGCAUUUGUUUACAUUCCUAGAUGACGCCCUGAUGUCCUAAAAGCAAUGACCUCAUCAGACCGAGACCCAUCUGAUGAUCAUCAUCACUGUGUUUGACGUGACAUCAUCUGCAGUCCAGUGUGUGUUUGUGUGUGUGAGUGACAGAGAGAGAGAAAGAGAGAAAGAGGUAUAAUUGUAUAAAUUGUAGCAGCUCUGAGGAGCUCAUUAAACCAUCAUUCUGUUGUUUCUGUAUUCAAUGUGUUAAAUUCAGAUAAAAAUCUGUUGGUCAUAAAUAAAAAUGAUAUAUCGUUGUGUAUGCCGUGUGGAUCUCUCUCAAUCUAAAUGUGGAAAUAACAUUCAAAUUCAAGAUGGUAAUUCAUUAUAUUCAGCAUUUCAGUUUAUACUGAUAACAGUGAUGUGUUCUUUUGUAACAAGGAGAUAAAUGGCUCUACGUGUGCUUUCAGAUACUGAUAGCUAUGGUGUAAAACUGUGGCACACUGACUCUGAGUGUGUGUUUGCAGUUUCCUAGAGAUGCAAUUUUCAAAUGAUUGCACAUGGCACCACCUAGUGAACGGAGAACAGAAAUGCAGCUUUUAGACAGCCUGCUAAGAAUUUUUCCAGCUUUAGGAAAAGACUUCAAGGUAAAUGACUACUAAUUAAAUGUUAGUUACCUCCAAUCAGUUGUAUUUAAGUUAUAUUUAGAAACUGAACCAAAAACCUUAUGGAUGUGGUCCAAUCAAAUUUGGUUCACAGAGGCCUGGCAGCGUAAGCAAACAGAUACCAAAAACAAGGAAGAAAAUAAAAGAGAAAAAAUACAUGACAUCACUUUUUCCAGCUAGACCAUAUACUUCAAGCCAGUGAGAGGAGCCACAGAAAAAAACAUCUAUUGUGAUUUUGGAAAAAAUAAAAUAAAUAAAAAUCAAUGUGAGACUGUUGUUUUAUUCACUCUAAUCUCUCAUUAAUUCACAUUUACAAACAGCUUAAUGGUGUCCUUACUUUUAUUUUAUCACAAGACAAUAGCAGAUAUCUGGACUACAAUUAAUGUAAAUCGCGUAUCUGAAACACAUGUCAAACUAUGACGUCACUGAAUUUCGUGACUUCGACGCCACGAAAUUCAGUGACGUCAUUGUGACGUCACGAAAUUCGCGGCUGCGAGGUUUUAAAUAGAGGGCGAGGCUGCAUUCAGUUUAAGUUCCACACUCCCACGAGGAGUGUGGAACGGCACACUCCUCCGGAGUGUGGAAAGCUCCGGUGACCGGAUGAACGCCUUUCUCGGCUCUAUCCCCGCCCUCCUUGAGUUCUUGCACCCACCGCCACGCAUCCCCAGCGUUGUGCGGUGGAGGUCCGCCGGGAAGCCCGCAUGCACUAGGCUCGCGGUGUUCCCGGCGGCUGAGUCCUCUUUGAUGCUGAGGUUCAGAGCCAAGAGCGCAUGCGGUCUGGACUUUAUGCGGUAGGCUCGGUCUUUCCGUCACGGUGCCGAGCCCCCUUACAGGGGUCUUCCGGAAACUCGGAGCUUUCACGACUCCUCUCAUGGAACUCGUGGUCUUUCUUUUCCUUUCCUUUCCUGUCCUGUCCUGUCCUGUCCUGUCCUUUCCUUUUCUUUCCAGACAAAUCUUAUCAAAUCAGCUCUGAAACAUUUUUAAAUACUCAGAAGAGACAAAGUCCAUCCAUAUCAGCUCAGCUGAUUCAUGAUAUUGACCAUUCUAUACCACCAUUAAUGAUGUCAUCAAUGACGUCAUUAAAGGGCUGCGUCUCAAUUCAAAUGAAAACAUGGGAACAGCACGUGCGGUUUAGAGUAAAUGGAGGAAUCUGUUCUCUGUUCAUCCAAAAAAAACCUUCACAGUCGACAUUGCUCUUUCUUGGAUCCUCAGCAAUUCACCAGGAAAGUUUGAAGUUGAUCAGAUGAGCAUUUGUUAAGAAAAUGUUAAUGUAGUAAUCAUUGAUUUAGAUGACAUCUUUUAAACGUCACUGAUUUGUACCGGUGACGUCAUUGUGACGUCAUGAAAUUCGCGGCUGCGAUGUUUUAAAUAGAGGGCAAGGCUGCAUUCAGUUUAACUUCCACACUCCCACGAGGAGAAGUGGAAAGCUCCGGUGACCGGAUGAACGCCUUUCUCGGCUCUAUCCCCGCCCUCCUUGAGUUCUUGCACCCACCGCCACGCAUCCCCAGCGUGUGCGGUGGAGGUCCGCCGGGAAGCCCGCAUGCACUAGGCCCGCGGUGUUCCCGGCGGCUGAGUCCUCUUUGAUGCUGAGGUUCAGAGCCAAGAGCGCAUGCGGUCUGGACUUUAUGCGGUAGGCUCGGUCUUUCCGUCACGGUGCCGAGCCCCCUUACAGGGGUCUUCCGGAAACUCGGAGCUUUCACGACUCCUCUCACGGAACUUGUGGUCUUUCUUUUUCCUUUCCUUUCCUGUCCUGU